AAAUGAGCUCUUAUGUCAAAGAAAAGUCUAUCAUUGCUAAUUUUGUUCUUGAAAAACAUAAUAUUACCUAUAAAGCUAAACGACACAAGGAUCGGACUAAUAUUACCAAUUGUUUACUUCCCUGUGAUGCUAGAAUAAUAAAUAUUAGCUAUCAUAUUAUACAUAUAGAAGUUUUCAAACAAGAUAAGAGUAUUUGACAAGAUACAACAGACCUUAUGAGUUUAAAAAACAAAGCAAAUAUAUUAUAACAAUAAAAGUGAAUAUAACGCAAAAUCGCUUAUUAUAAGUGACAAAAUUGUGAGUGUACGAAUAUACAAGUAUAUACCACUCUGCUGUGAUUGUUUCAAGUGAGGCUGAGGAUAAAUAAUAAAUGAGAAACACUCGAAGAUAAAAGGUCACGUUGUAUGAGUAACAUUAUAGCAGAAGGGACUAAGUGCACAUACAGCAAUUUACUAGGCCAUUUUUCUCUGUGAUAUUUCCUGUGAUACAAAGGAUCACGCAUAAUGGACGCAAUAGCAAAGAACAUCGUAGGAACUUGGGACCACAUCGGCAACGAUGACAUGGGACCAUUUCUUGAUGCCAUAGGUGCAUCGGAAGAUGCUAAGGAAAUAAUGAUGAACAGCUGUCCUAGGCUCACGUUUGAAGUAACUGGGGAUAAAGUUCUUGCCACAAACACACCUAACCCCGCAAUGGCACCUUCUUCCAUCGUCACCUACCAGUUUGCCCUCGAAAAAGAGUUUAGCAUAGAGCUUCUAAAUUUGACCGUCAAGAUGUGUAUAAGCUGGGAAGAUGGUAAGAUGGUACAAAAAAUCCGGACUGAAACCGAUGCGCUGAAAAAUCACCAAAUUGAGUACAGCCAAAACGAGAAAGGUCAACUAGUCCAGGCUUACUGUUUCAAGUCAGAAAACAAAGAAGAUGUGACAGCUACUGUGACAUUUGAAAGAGCAAGAUAAAUAGAUGAUCACCCAUGAAUAUGCAAUAUAUUUAUGCAAAAUGACUUGCAUUUAACGUCAUUUCAGUUUUGUUCCAUACACAGUAUACAAAGUAUUUAUAACUUUUCCAACAUUGUACAUACCGUAUAUUAAUAUUAUAUGAAUUUUGAUGAAAGUUUUGGUUUCUACCAUUAAUUUUAAUUAUAUAUUUAUAUGACGAUAAAAAUAUGUAUAUAUAGAUUUGCUAUGAUAGUUUACAAAGUACUUCAAAUGAGAUUCAAUAAAAAAUAACUGUCAGAGAGAAAUCAGAAAAAUAAAAAGGUGUCCAUUGCACAGCAUGAUUCCAACUGACCUGGGCUAAUUUCAAAGAUGUAGCAUAUAAUUUUCAUACGCUUUAAAGGACAAGUACCAAUUAACAUCAUCAUUAGCUUGGCCUAAAUUGUCUUCAAAAGUCACACAUUACAAAAAUUAUUUCUACUGUAUGAAUAUAAUCUGCCUCUCAAAAUCGUUGUUGUUUUUUCCAGGAUUUCUGCAUUAGGGCCAAUAAAAGACAUGACUAUCUAAUAAAUAUUGCGCUCACCUAUCAUCAGCUUGUUUCAUAAGUCAUGAGUGCUAAAGCAUGAGUGUUGAGGACAACUGCUGAAUUUGAGUAAUGUAACAUUUUCAGGCCAUUGAAAACAUUUUACCGGACCAAUCAUUAGGUUGUGAAUUUGAGUAAUGUAACAGUUUCAGGUCAUUGAAAACAUUUUACCGGACCAAUCAUUUGAAAGAAAAAACAAUUCGUAGAGUUUCCAGCAGUUGUAUCAGAUACCUUGGCCAAAACUUACAAUUUGAAACACAAGGCGACUUUUCUCUGAUGGGUGUGUCCGAAAAACAACAGUUGAAUCGGAACAAACAUAGUCAACAGUCCUGAGCACCUCUGCAAAAAUAAACAUACAUAACAAUGAAUGUUUACAUGUACAUCAGUCAUAAUUUUGAUCUGAGUCAAUUACACAUUUGUGUGAUAUAAUAGAUUGGAUUUAACAGAAAUCUAUAUGUAGCCAUUAGAAAGUAUUAAUUAAUACAACAUUUUUUCUCCAAUCAAUGUUGAUCACAUUGAACUUUAUGUGCCUAAAUCUUAUAAAUCUUACCUUUUCAACAAGAUGUGCUCUUUAUAUUUUAAAAAUAAAACUCUGACAUCAGAGAAAAGUAAUUUUAGUGAAUAUAUUUGAUCUUCAAUAGUACAGUGAGCAUAAAGCUUGAAAUGUAUAAAUUCAACUUCAACUUCUAGACUAAAUAUUGUGAAUUUCCAAAUUAAGCUAUAACCUACUUCCAUAUUGUACUUACUAUUUUCAACCCUUUUGGUGGUAAGGAGUUUUCUGUCAAUUAUCUCCUGAAACAAAAUACUUAAAUAAUAAAAUAAUAUAAUAGCCAUAUAACAUGACAUUAAAAGACAUUAUGAAUGUUCAGAAAAAGUGUUGGUCAUUUGCACCGACAGACUCUGAUAUUUUGUCGGUCCAAAUGAAAAUUAGUCGGUCUGACUUUGAGGCUAACUUUACAUUGACAAGGAAUAAAACGACAUUAACCAACUACAUUUUUUGACAUUCACACUUAACUGUAAUGAACAUUUUGAUUGGUCAAUUUAUUGGCAAUUUGUAUUUUUUUUACUGUACUCGUACUGAUUUUGGAAUAAAAAUAUCAUGUUGGAAAGGAAAAGCUUUUUGUUUGGAAUAUUUGGAACUAUCCUUUAAAACAUUUCAAUGUUCAUGACAAAAGUUUAUCAUAUUAGCGUUUCAAAAUAUUGUGGAAUAUAUUCAAAGUUAUAAAAUUAUGUGGUAAUGUAUUGCAAAGGGAGGCAAAUGCUGCAUGGCAGUUGAUUUAGUGUGGUACGCAUUCCGGCCUCUAUACUAUCGAAUAAGACCUCAGAUUCGUAUACAAAUGGUUAUUUAACAAUAUCCUUCAUAAAAUACAUUAUUUUUAAACAUAACAAUGUUUCCUUACUUUUAAGCGGUGUUUGAUAAUUGAUAAAGAUUAAAUUAUUAUUUUUUACUCUGACAUCAAAACUGUCAGACGGAGCAACCCUUUAACAAAUUUAGUUGGACUGAGUCAAAAUUUACUGUCAGGACAGUCGGACAGACAGUUUACGCAACGACCGCAUGUAUAUAUGCAUGUGUGAUUAUUUUACAUUAUUAUCCUCUUGUCUAUUGUAUACAGAAAAUUUGACAUUCAUACUAGAAGAGUUUCUUACACCACCGUUUAUAUAAAUAUUGCUCUUAUGAACUUGAGCAAUGAUAAUAGGACUCUGGAUGUCGAGCAAAAGGAAUCACUGAAAGAGAUCCUUCAUUUUAGAUAAAACUUAUCAUUGUAUUCAAAAUCUAUUUUGAUCUUGGAACAAUGGUUAUUAAUUUUAAGUUUAUGUAUGUAUUCCUUUAGACCUUGCAGUCAAGGAUAACCCGUGAAAGGGCAAGCACUUAUUUCCAACAGUGUCCUUUGUUUUUGCUGAAGGGACAGCACGCGGAAGAGACAGUGGUGGGAUACAAGGAGUUCGGGUGCGAAACCCUAGGUCUGCACACCAAGUCCCUAGUCAUUUUGCAGGCUUCAUUGUCUUAAAGAAACAUCAUGCAAAAAAGUAUUCUUGGGUCUCUCAGAUUUUUGCUAAGUACCAAUGGCUUAAAAAUGAAAUGAGGGAGUCCAAGGGAUGCGUAUUGUAAUGACCCUGUCAUUAUGCAGGUUACUCACCUGGACAUGUACUUGCCAUCUUUCUGUGGAACUAAUAUACAAUACUGAGAGAUAUUUAAAGACUAUGAUAUGUUUUAUAAAGUUGCACUUACCUUAGGUCAUGUCUGUUUAAAUUCCAUCCAAUCAUAUAAUUCCUGUUGCUAUGUAUAUACAAGGGGGGUUCUCCACCCACCUUACAUAUACGUGUUGAAUGUAUUUGAACUGAUAAGUAUAACUGUUUCAUCAUCUUCAUAAUUAGAUAAACAUUAUUUAUUAGUAGUUGUCCUAUAAUAAUCAUUUAUAUUUUGAGCCACUUCGCUACUGCUUGAUUUUAUGUCUUGAAUUUGUAUUUUUAAUAUUGUAAACAAACUGUCAUGGCUGCCGGACCGCCCGGUGGGCACUGUGAGUACCGCCCUACCGGUCCUUCUGUUCUGUCAGGGCGGUCCUCCGGUCCUUUGGUGAUUGGUCAGCGUUCCUCCGGUCCUCCGGUGAUUGGUUGGAUGUUUGACCGGUCCGGCCGCCAUUGGUCAGUUUUGAUCACGUGGGCAUAUCUGGUUCUCUAUAUAAACAGCGUUCCUUUCGGGAUCAAGAGCUUGAUCUUUGACUUUGGAUAGCUCGUUUUGGGUAAGGUUACCCUCGUAUGUUUGAGCUGGGUUUUUGAUGUCAAAUAGCUCGUUUGGGUUAGAAAACACCCGUAAAUCUGAUCUAUUAGUCUAGUACUUUGACAUUACUUUAAUAUUUAAAACAAGUUGUUUUAACAAAAGAUAAUUAAUAGUUGACAAAUAUAGAAAACUAGAGAGCCCAUGCAACUUAAACUGAUAUCUAUUGACUACACAUGUGUUUAAUAUUUAUGAUUCAAAGUUAAAGAAUACACUAUAAACCGUUAAACAUUCAA
Mya arenaria is the source of this 4524-nucleotide messenger RNA. RefSeq lists its product as uncharacterized. Lineage: Eukaryota; Metazoa; Mollusca; Bivalvia; Myida; Myidae. The record is from RefSeq and is a predicted model, not a curated record. The transcript has 4 exons. Bases 504 to 953 code for a protein of 149 amino acids.